This is a messenger RNA of Marmota flaviventris (yellow-bellied marmot), 1653 nucleotides long. NCBI's taxonomy places the organism in Eukaryota, Metazoa, Chordata, Mammalia, Rodentia, Sciuridae. The record is from RefSeq and is a predicted model, not a curated record.
UGCAAAAACCCUAGGUGUGGGGACAGAAGGGAACCAGCCAGAAGGUUACAACAGGUCAGGAAUAAAUAACCACCAGGCGGAGGAUCCCUGAUUCUGUCCUUCCUUUUGUUGGGUGAGGAGCGCCAGGCAAACGCGUCCACAAAGGCUUUGGAAGGAAGAGGUUCGACCGUCCACACCCGGCUCCAGCCCCGGUGGUACAGGCAUGGAUGGGAAGAAAUGCAGUGUAUGGAUGUUUCUACCUCUUGUAUUUACUUUGUUUACUUCAGCUGGAUUGUGGAUAGUGUACUUUAUAGCUGUGGAAGAUGAAAAAAUAUUACCAUUAAAUUCAGCUGAAAGGAAAUCUGGCGUGAAGCAUGCACCAUAUAUAAGUAUUGCAGGGGAUGAUCCUCCUGCGAGCUGUGUGUUUAGUCAAGUGAUGAACAUGGCAGCCUUCCUAGCCCUUGUGGUAGCUGUUCUGCGCUUCAUACAACUGAAACCAAAGGUUUUAAACCCAUGGCUGAAUAUUAGUGGAUUGGUGGCGCUGUGUCUGGCUUCCUUUGGAAUGACCUUACUUGGUAAUUUUCAGCUCACAAAGGAUGAAGAAAUCCAUAAUGUGGGAACCUCCUUGACUUUUGGAUUUGGCACAUUGACCUGCUGGAUCCAGGCUGCAUUGACACUCAAAGUCAACAUCAAGAAUGAAGGACGGAAAGUUGGAAUUCCGCGAGUUGUUCUGUCAGCAUCUAUCACUCUCUGUGUAGUCCUUUACUUCAUCCUCAUGGCCCAAGACAUCCACAUGUACGCAGCCAGGGUCCAGUGGGGCCUGGUCAUGUGCUUCCUGUCUUACUUUGGCACCUUUGCCGUGGAGUUCCGGCACUACCGCUACGAGAUUGUGUGUUCUGAGUACCAGGAGAAUUUCCUGAGCUUCUCAGAAAGUCUGUCAGAAGCUUCUGAAUAUCAAACCGACCAGGUGUAACCCAUCAGGUUCUCUGUGCUGGUGAGGUGGGUGUGGCAAUGGGGAAGGGCCCGUAGGACACACUCACAGGACGUGAGCAUCACCUCUUGACACAUUGCCCACACACACACAUACACAUGUUCGUGGCCACAUUUGCCAAAUGAGCUUUUCAGGGCGAGUUAUUUCUUUAAUGAAAAAGCACAAGCCCUUCCUUAUGUGUCAAAAUUCACGCUGUUACACUGAAAAUAUAUGCACGACAGAGCCAGAAGCUUGUGCAUGAUCACUUCUUGGUCCCCUCCUCCUCUCAGUAUGCCUUGCUCGUCUUAUCCUCUUUCCAACACCAUCUCUCCACCACAGAGGGGGUGGGAGGGGGGAGGCAGAUGGAACAAGAGAAUAAUGCCAACUCCCUAAGUUGCCUUCAGGUCCAAAGGGCUUGGAACUAGCUCACGAGGAAGCUGUGAAUCUGGCUCUAGUUCUUGAAUGGAUGAGCGUCACCAAAUUGGAUGGACACUGUGGGGAGAUCUGGCCCUGUGUGGCCUGGAAAAGGCACAGCUAUCACUUUCCACCAAUGCACCCUUCAUCAUUGUUCAGUGGUCGGCUGUGUGGGUCUCAGGAAAGGAACAUGCUAGACUGGAAGAGGGGAGCCCACCUGGAUGAUCUGGACUUGAUUGACUGUGCCUGAGAAAGAUCACCACUUGUGAAUACUUCUAGGGACAUGGUCU